CAGACAAUGGGGCUUUGGAUCUUGGCAAUUCUGACAGUUCUCAUACAUUCCACAGCAGCUGCAUAUACUAAACCAUUCUGGGGCCGAAAUGAAGAUUUGAUUGUGAGAUGUCCUAAACAAGGAAGAUCUCGUUACCCUGUGGAUUGGUAUUACUCACAAACAAAUGAAAGUAUUCCCACCCAGAAAAGAAAUCAUGUAUUUGCCUCAGGGGAACAUCUUAAGUUUCUACCAGCCAAAGUCAAUGAUUCUGGGAUUUAUACUUGCAUUAUCAGAAGUCCCACCCUCAAUCUUACUGGACAUGCAAAUGUCACCAUACAUAAGAAACAACCAGAUUGUGACAUUCCAGAUUAUUUGAUAUUUUCAACAGUAUUUGGAUCAGAAAAAAAUUCCAAAAUAUAUUGUCCUACAAUUGACUGCUAUAAUUGGACAGCACCUGUUGAGUGAUUUAAGAAUUGUCAAGCUCUUCAAGGACAGAGGUUCAGGGCAUACAGGUCAUUUUUGGUAAUUGACAAUGUGACAAGUGAUGACGAAGGCGACUACACCUGUAAGUUCACACACAAUGAAAAUGGAGCCAAUUACACUGUGACAGCUACCAGAUCAUUCGCAGUGAACAAUGAGCAAGGCUUUUCUCUGUUUCCAGUAAUUAUAGCCCCUCCACACAAUGAAACAAAGGAAAUAGAAAUCG
Messenger RNA from Galeopterus variegatus (Sunda flying lemur), 685 nucleotides. RefSeq names its product interleukin-1 receptor-like 1. The record is from RefSeq and is a predicted model, not a curated record. Gene Ontology annotation, molecular function: interleukin-1 receptor activity; interleukin-33 binding; interleukin-33 receptor activity. Lineage: Eukaryota; Metazoa; Chordata; Mammalia; Dermoptera; Cynocephalidae.